Molecule: messenger RNA, 941 nt
Organism: Cricetulus griseus (Chinese hamster)
Lineage: Eukaryota; Metazoa; Chordata; Mammalia; Rodentia; Cricetidae
Source: RefSeq, a predicted model, not a curated record
CUGGAAGGUGUUGCGCUCCCAGUGCCUGCAAGUGCCAGAGAAAGAGACUCAGAACGGCCAGGAACAGGGUCAGGGCCUUGCAGCUGAGACCUGGUGUGAAGGCUCCCAGGACUGGGGAAAUGACAGCAAGGAGGCGCCUCCACCACCACCCCCCUCAGACUUGGGAACUGAUUGUAACAGUGUCAGAACUGGCGACUGGGCUGCACAGCUCCAGGCUCUCCACCUGCAGGACACAGACCCAGCUGUCGCUUCCCCCUCCCCUGAAGCGCCAGGGCUGCCGGCACCUACGGAAGGGCCAGGGCUGCCGGCACCUACGGAAGUGCCAGUGCCUCAAUUCCAGCCCUACUACAUCUGUGUCGCCAACGAGGAUGACUACAGGAAACCUGCAGGUCUUGAUCACGCCCAGAGCCUUCUGCAGGACUACAAGCAGAGAGAAGGGGUUGACCUGGAGCACCUGCUUUCCCUGUGUUCUGCUGGUGAUGGGGAUGAAAAAUAUGAGAAGACUAAUAUUAGAGGUGGAGAUCAGACGUUUUACAAGUUCAUGAAGAAAAUUGCGGCCUGUCAGGAGCAGAUUCUGAGGUAUUCAUGGAGUGGAGAGCCCCUCUUUUUUACCUGUCCCACAUUGGAAGUCUCGGAGAUCCCAGCCUGCAGUGGCUGCGGAGGCCACAGGACCUUUGAGUUUCAGCUUAUGCCAGCACUGGUUAGCAUGCUCAGCAGUGCCGAUCUAAGCUCUGCACGUACAGAACUCACCUACAGGCACGGAAGGAAGGAAGGUAGAGAGUGACAACAGAGUAAGAGACCCUGAGUUUUCCUCUACCUUCAUACGCUUGCUCGGACACACAGAGAAAAGCCCAUCUAAUUAAAGCUGCCUGUACUGGGAUCAGUGUAAGUUGGUGAAUUCUUUAUGGCCAGUUCCAAGACAUAAAAGUAGGGGACGAUCA